Melanaphis sacchari is the source of this 414-nucleotide messenger RNA. RefSeq lists its product as uncharacterized. The coding region runs from base 1 to 414 and encodes 137 amino acids. The transcript has 3 exons. The record is from RefSeq and is a predicted model, not a curated record. Lineage: Eukaryota; Metazoa; Arthropoda; Insecta; Hemiptera; Aphididae.
AUGUCUAUAACUCUGUACAAUUUUGAGCCUUUGAUUACCGAUGUUAAUAACUAUGAUUAUUUGGAGUACAAAGAAUCAGUAGUUAGUUACAACGAUAGAUCUAAAUUAGCUGUCACAGAUUGGUGCUCGUGUGGAAAAUGUGAAAAACAAAUAAAUGAUCGUGAAUGUACAAUACAUGAUUUCAAAAAACAAAGAAUAAAACAAAAAAAAAGAAGUUUACAAUCAGCUACUGUGGAAAAUAAAGCAUGGCGAUAUAUUUGCUACAAACAGUUUACACUUUGGGUUAAUUCAUGGAUGACAAUUGGAAGAGGGAAUAGAGUUGUUAUUCCAUCAUGUGUGGUCAAAAAUCGGGAACGUUAUCCAGAAGAAAAAGGAUUGUAUAUUGGUUUUAAGAACCAGUUAUUCGUAGUAUAA